AUGUCUCGCUACGCCGAAGCGCACAAAACCCCGAGAGGACCAGGCGACGCCCGUCCAACUGCGCUUCAGGUGGUUGAAGAUGAAGGCUUCAUCGGCAAGCUUACCGACAAGGUGUUCCUCGUUACGGGCGUGUCGAGUGGUAUUGGAGUCGAGACAAUGCGAGCUUUGUACGCAACGGGUGGUCACGUGUUUGGCACCGUGCGAAAUAUGGAAAAAGGUCAAAAGGCCGUCGAAGAAGUCAAGGCCAAGACUACUGGAGGCCAGAUAACGCUCCUCGAAAUGGACAACGAGAGUCUGGCGUCCGUGAAGCAGGCAGCUGAAGCCUUUCUCCGGCAGAGCAAGAAGCUCAACAUACUCAUCAACAACGCUGGCGUCAUGGCCACGCCAGAAGGCCGGACCAAGGACGGAUUCGAGCUGCAAUUCGGCACAAACCACGUGGCCCACUUUUACCUGUUCCAGCUGCUGAAAGACACUUUACUCUCCUCGAGCACACCCGCCUUCCCCUCCCGCGUUGUCAGUGUAAGCUCCUUCGGCCACCGCCAAGGCAGCGUACGCUUCGACGACAACUUUGAAUUCACCCGCGACCCGUACAAUCCAGGCGCCUCGUACGGCCAAAGCAAGACCGCGAAUAUAUGGCUUGCGAACGAGAUUGAGCGACGGUACGGCACACGCGGCCUGCAUGCCACAUCUCUGCAUCCCGGCGGCAUCCUGACCGGCUUGCAAAUCCACGCGUGGGAUCCCAACAACCCGCCCGCAAUGCUGAAAGAGCCAACAGUGGCGAAUUAUCUCAAGAACACUGAACAAGGCGCGGCGACGAGCGUGUAUGCUGCACUGUCUGCGGAGUGGAAGGACAAGGGCGGGCGCUAUCUCUCUGAUUGUGUGGAGCAAGGCCCGUUUGCGCAUCCCGAGGACCCGAUGUUUGUAGGCGAUGAUGGAUACGAGAAGUGGGCGUACGACGAGGAGGGGGAGGCAAGGCUGUGGAAGGAGAGCUUGAGGCUGGUAGGGUUGACCGAUGAUCGGUAG
Neohortaea acidophila is the source of this 1023-nucleotide messenger RNA. RefSeq lists its product as uncharacterized. Lineage: Eukaryota; Fungi; Ascomycota; Dothideomycetes; Mycosphaerellales; Teratosphaeriaceae. The transcript is spliced from 3 exons. The coding region runs from base 1 to 1023 and encodes 340 amino acids. The record is from RefSeq and is a predicted model, not a curated record.